CCUGUUCGAUUUCCCUCCACAGAGCAAAUAAGUCGGCGAAGAAAGGCGGUGCACCAUGGCGGGAGCCUCUGUCAAGGUGGCGGUCCGUGUCCGGCCUUUCAACUCCAGAGAGAUGAGCAAAGAGAGCAAAUGCAUCAUCCAGAUGUCAGGAAAUACUACCACCAUUAUUAACCCCAAGCAGACCAAAGACAACAAGAGCUUCAACUUUGAUUACUCCUACUGGUCACACACUUCGCCCGAGGAUGUGAACUACGCAUCUCAAAUGCUCGUCUACAAAGACAUCGGCGAGGAAAUGCUGCUGCACGCCUUUGAGGGUUAUAACGUCUGCAUCUUUGCAUACGGACAGACAGGCGCCGGCAAGUCGUACACUAUGAUGGGAAAGCAAGACGUCAAAGAUCAACAGGGCAUUAUCCCGCUGCUGUGUGAAGAUCUCUUUACCAAAAUCAGCGACAACACAGACAACAGUAUGUCCUACUCCGUGGAGGUGAGCUACAUGGAAAUCUACUGCGAGCGUGUGCGUGACCUGCUCAACCCCAAGAACAAAGGCAACCUGCGGGUGCGAGAGCAUCCACUGAUGGGCCCCUAUGUGGAGGACCUGUCCAAGUUGGCUGUCACCUCCUAUAAUGACAUCCAGGAUCUGAUGGACUCUGGCAACAAAGCCAGGACGGUGGCUGCUACCAACAUGAACGAGACCAGCAGUCGCUCACACGCCGUUUUUAACAUCAUUUUCACUCAGAAACGCCACGACGUCGACACCGACAACACCUCUGAGAAGGUGAGUAAAAUCAGUUUGGUGGAUUUGGCCGGCAGCGAGAGAGCUGAUUCCACUGGAGCCAAAGGGACCAGGCUGAAGGAAGGAGCCAACAUCAACAAAUCCCUAACCACACUGGGAAAAGUCAUCUCCGCUUUGGCGGAAGUGGACUCUGGACCAAACAAGAACAAAAAGAAGAAGAAAGUGGAAAGUUUCAUUCCUUAUCGCGAUUCAGUUCUGACUUGGCUACUCCGAGAAAAUCUUGGCGGGAAUUCACGCACAGCUAUGGUGGCUGCGCUGAGCCCGGCGGAUAUUAACUAUGAUGAGACACUCAGCACACUCAGGUAUGCCGACCGCGCCAAGCAAAUCCGCUGCAACGCAGUCAUCAAUGAGGAUCCUAACAACCGGCUGGUGCGUGAGCUAAAAGAGGAGGUGUCUCGCCUGAAAGACCUGCUUUUUGCCCAAGGCCUGGGUGACAUCAUCGAGACAUUUCGAGGCUCUGCUGCUGAGAUCGAGGGUUUGAAACUGACUAACGCCAUGACGGGCAUGAGUCCUUCGCCGUCACUGUCAGCCCUUUCCAGCCGCGCUGGCUCCAUCGCCAGCCUGCACGACCGCAUCAUGUUCAGCCCGGCGAAUGAGGAGGCCAUUGAACGCCUGAAGGAAACUGAGAAAAUCAUCGCAGAGCUCAAUGAGACAUGGGAAGAGAAACUUCGUCGGACUGAAGCCAUUCGAAUGGAACGAGAGGCCCUGCUGGCAGAAAUGGGUGUGGCCAUGCGCGAAGACGGCGGCACAGUUGGCGUUUUCUCCCCCAAGAAGACGCCUCAUCUGGUGAACCUGAAUGAGGACCCGCUCAUGUCCGAGUGCCUGCUCUACUACAUCAAGGAUGGAAUCACCAGGGUGGGCCGUGUGGAUGCCGCAAGCCGCCAGGACAUCGUACUUAGCGGCCACUUCAUUAAGGAUGAGCACUGCACUUUCACCAGCUCCUCCGGACCACAGGGAGAAAUAGCCGUCGUCCUGGAGCCCUGCGAAGGAGCUGAGACCUACGUCAACGGCAAGAGAGUAACAGAGGCCACAGUCCUCAAAUCAGGCAAUCGUAUCAUUUUGGGCAAGAGCCACGUGUUCCGCUUCAACCACCCCGUGCAGGCGCGGGCUGAGAGGGAGAGGACCCCAUGUGCCGAGACCCCCGCGGAGCCCGUGGAUUGGGCCUUUGCCCAGAGAGAGCUUCUGGAGAAGCAAGGCAUUGACAUGAAGCAAGAAAUGGAACAGAGGCUGCAAGAGUUGGAAGAUCAAUAUCGCAAAGAAAGAGAGGAGGCCAACAACUUGCUGGAGCAACAACGACUGGAUUAUGAGAGCAAGCUGGAGGCUCUUCAGAAGCAGGUGGAUCUUUAUUACCCAGAGGCUCCUGAGGAAGAGGAGGAACCAGAAGAAGAAGUUCAGUGGAGCGAGCAUGAAAGAGAGCUAGCCGAGAGGAGCUUUCGCAGGUGGCGGUGCUACCAGUUCACCUCACUACGGGACCUCCUUUGGGGCAACGCCAUUUUCCUCAAGGAGGCCAAUGCCAUCAGUGUUGAGCUUAAGAAGAAGGUUCAGUUCCAGUUUGUGCUGUUGACCGACACCCUCUAUUCGCCGCUCCCACCCGACCUGCUUCCGCCUGAGGCCGGAAAAGAGCGUGAGAGGCGAAUCUUUCCGCAAACGAUUGUGGCCGUGGAGGUGCAGGAUCAGAAGAAUGGAGCCACUCAUUAUUGGACACUGGAAAAACUCAGGCAAAGACUUGAUCUCAUGCGAGAGAUGUACGACCGUGCUGCUGAGCUUCCUCCUACCAUUGCCCUUGCCUCUUCAACGGGUACAAAUCCCACCACAGAUGACGGUGAAGGUGCCAUGACGGGCGGCGAUCCUUUUUACGACCGCUUCCCAUGGUUCAGAUUGGUGGGCAGAAACCCUCUUUUCAACGCAUGCAUGAGCGAGCGCAUGAGCGACCCCACUCCGUCCCCCACCCUCUCCGCCUCCGAGACCACCGACUCCCCUCAGCGGGAGGCUCGCGGCGGCGGCGAGGACGACGAGUCGGAGUAUCUGGACGAUGAUAUCUUUUUGGAUGAGCCAAGUUCGGAGCUGGUGGGAGAGGAGGAGGAGGAGGAUGAUGAGGAGGAGGUGGAGGAGGAGCGAGAGCUGUGCCGAAGCUCCAGCGAAGGCCAGGAUCCCUUUUACGACCGCUCGCCAUUAUUCAGUAUAGUGGGAAGGUCAUUUGUAUACUUAAGCAACCUGCUCUACCCCGUUCCCCUGGUGCAUCGUGUGGCCGUCGUAAGCGAGAAGGGCGACGUUAAGGGCUUCCUGCGUGUGGCAGUGCAGGCCAUAUCGCCCGAUGAGGAAGCACCCGACUACGGAUCAGGGGUGCGACAGUCAGGCACUGCCAAAAUCUCUUUUGAAGAUCAACAAUAUGAAAAGUUUCAGUCUGAGUCUUGCCCAGUGGGCCUGUCACGCACUGGAAUCUCCCAGGAGGAACUUCGCAUUGUGGAGGGCGAGGGGCAGAGCGCAGAGACGGGGCCCUCGGCGGAUGAGGUCAACAAUAACACAUCUGGCAGUAACGAAGACGACUUGGCAGCAAAGUCGGGACUGGAUGGGCAAGUGGAUGUGACGGUGGAGCAUCUGAAGAUCGGGAAUGUUUUCACCUUUCGUGUGACCGUGCUGCAAGCAUCCAACAUUUCCGCUGAGUACGCUGACAUCUUCUGCCAGUUCAAUUUCAUCCACCGGCAUGACGAAGCCUUCUCCACAGAACCCUUGAAGAACACGCCCCAUGGACCGCCACUGGGCUUUUACCACGUGCAGAAUAUCGCCGUCGAAGUAACUAAAUCUUUUGUGGACUACAUCAGCACUCAACCGAUUGUGUUUGAGGUGUUUGGACACUACCAGAAACAAAAUUUUCUUCCUCUAUGUAAAGAUAUCAUCAGUCCACUGCGGCCCUGCAGGAGACAGUUCCCCCGUGUGAUGCCUUUGUCCAAACCAGUGCCGGCCACCAAGCUGACUGCGAUGGCGCGCCCGCAGGUAGGACCGUGCCACUGCAAGUACGACCUGAUGGUUUUCUUUGAGAUCUGUGAGCUGGAAGCCAAUGGAGACUACCUUCCUGCUGUGGUGGACCACAGAGGAGGAAUGCCUUGUCACGGCACCUUCCUCCUGCACCAGGGCCUCCAGAGGAGAAUCACCGUCACCAUCGUUCACGAGUCUGGCGGCGACAUCGAUUGGAGGGACGUGCGUGAGCUUGUUGUCGGACGUCUCCGCAACACUCUGGAAUCUGACGAGAGCAUCGUGGACCCCAACAUUCUGUCCCUUAACAUCUUGUCCGCCGGCUACGUCAGGCCCUUGCACGAUGACAGACAGUUUCUUGAUUCAGACAUGCCUAGCAUCUCCCGUCGGGGACUUGAUCCGAGGACGUUCUACCGCUUCGAGGCGGCGUGGGACAGCUCCAUGCACAACUCUCUGCUCCUCAACCGAGUCACGCCCCACGGCGAGAAGAUCUACAUGACGCUCUCGGCGUACUUAGAGCUGGAGAAAUGCACGCAGCCGGCGGUGGUGACCAAAGACGUGUGCAUGGUCUUCUACUCUCGCGACGCCAAACUAUCCGCCUCGCGCUCCAUUCGCAAUCUUUUCGGCACCGGGAGCCUGAGAGUGGCUGAUGGAAAUCGUGUGACGGGCGUGUACGAGUUGAGCCUGUGCAACCUGGCGGAUGCGGGAAGUCCGGGCAUGCAGCGGCGCAGGCGGCGAGUGCUCGACACGUCAGUAGCGUACGUCCGCGGCGAAGAGAACCUGGCCGGGUGGAGGCCUCGCAGCGACAGCCUCAUCCUAGAGCACCAGUGGGAGCUCGACAAGCUCAGCUUGCUUCAGGAUGUGGAGAAGACCAAACAUUUCCUGUUGCUGCGGGAGAAGCUUGAGUCCACCCUACUGCUGGCGGGUCGGGGGGCUCAGCAGCCAGCGGAGGAGGAUCCCGAAGACCCGGAAGUCUGCACGGCAUCAGACAUCACCACCGACAGGCAACGGGAGCUCGCCACCAAGUGUCUGCGGCUGCUCACUCACUCUUUCGACAGAGAGUACACUCACGUUUGCGUCAGCGCCAGUGAAAGCAAGAUCUCGCAGAUGUCUGUCACCACGCUGAGAGACUCGGCCUCCAUCUCCACCCUCAACACCAUCACGCCCUCGUCCACCUGCCCUUCCCUGGUGGAGGGUUGCUACGGCAACACAGAUCUCAGACCUCCUGCUCCUCGCUCCCGUGCCGUCAGUCCGAGUCCCGACGCGCAGCCGGAUGCCGAUGCCAAAAAGUGCGCGAGCGCAAGCUCAGAAGGGAAACCUCGCAUCCGUAGAUUCGUUCCCGAUAUCCAAGAGAUCCGAGUCAGCCCCAUUGUGUCCAAAAAGGGUUACCUGCACUUCCUGGAGCCGCACACCAACGGCUGGGUGAAGCGCUACGUGGUGGUGCGCCGGCCGUACGUCUACAUCUACAACACGGAGCGUGAUGCCAUAGAACGAGCCAUUCUCAACCUGUCCUCGGCGCAGGUGGAGUACAGCGAAGACCAGCAGGCCAUGCUCAAGACCCCCAACACGUUUGCCGUGUGCACGGAGCACCGUGGAAUAUUGCUUCAAGCCACAAGUGACAAAGAUAUGCACGACUGGCUCUAUGCCUUCAAUCCUCUCCUGGCAGGGACUAUUAGAUCCAAGUUGUCCAGAAGACGAGUGGGACAGAUGAGGAUGUAAUGGAAAAGACUUGAGAUGUAUAUAGACUACCGACCCCUCUCCCUUUCCACCUCGCCGGCGCCAUCUUCCUUCCCCCAGUUAGCGUUACUCUAUGCCAUCUUGUGUCAGGAUUUUUCUAAUCAGUCCGGUAAUCAGAUUCCAAACUUGUGUGGUGAUGUCAUGUAGUCGUGUCAGUGGCGCAUCCGAUCUUAUACAUACAACACAUUACCUACUGUACGUGUGUGCAUACGCAUGUGCGUGGACAUGCAGCAAGAAAGAAAAUCUGAGUUUGGGCAAAAGUAUUGGGACAUUGGCCAAGUCAAAACUGGAACUGGGACAAAAAGUACUAAGAAACCCAAGAAAGAAGACAAUUUGAGGUUUGCAAAAGUAUUGGGGUUUGAACAAAGGUAUGGUGAUGACCAUGAAGUACAGUCACAAAAAUUAUUGGGAUACCCAGGUUAGAAAAAUUGGCAAAUGUAUUGGGAUAUCUGCCAGAUGCGUAAGUUAAAGCAGUUUGGACAGAAGCACUGGGACACCAAUAGAAAUGAAAACUGUUUGAAAAUGUUGACAAAAUAUUGCAACAUUAGCAAAAGUGUGUUGGAAUUUGUCUUGGUUUGGCAAUUUUUUUGUUUUCCAUCUAACCAAAUUUUUAUGAACUGAAAAUGACCUUCCUCCAACACAUAACGAUGAACAAGUAUGUCCUAAUACUUUUGUCUCUCUAAAAAUGCACCUCUUGAACAGCUAUCUUUUUUUGUUGUUGUUGUCAUUUCUCCGACAAAGUUUCUCACACGCUGCCUUCCAUGUUUGCACAUCUGCACUCGCGUAACACAACAGCGACGCCACGUUCAUCCUCACAUUUUGAAACUUCCGCUAUCGCUUUAUUUAUUUUUGUAUUUAUUUCCAUGUGCAUGUAUGUAUUCAUGGACACAGACGUUUACAGUGUAUUUGUAAAGUGGUGCAAUGUGUGCACACGGCACUUUGUAAGACGCUCCCUCCCACGAUGUUGUUUUGAAAAGAAGAACGCAAACACACUUUACUUGAAUGAAUCCCCUCCACUCCUUUAAGUUGUCAGGCCAGUAGGAAGUAAUAUGACACCCUAAAUAGAUAUACUCUAUAAAGUGCAUAUAGAUGACAUCGUGCCUCACGGUUGCGUUCUAUCGGACAACCUUCACGCUGCUAUUUGUGCUCUUCAUCCCGAAAUCAUCAUUAUUAUGUAUUAUCAUCUACACAAUGUCUCCACUUUAACCCUUUCAGGGACAGCGGUUACGACAGUGGACAGUUUAUCAUGUUAUCAGGUUAAAGGUUAUCAUGAUUGGUGCAUGUAACAGGUUCUGCUGUACUUUACUUCGCUGACACAAGUGAUCCCAGCCUAAUUCAAACCUGAAAUGUAAGAUUUUUUUUUCUAUUUUUCACUUCCCGGGUGAUGUGAGUUGUGCGUCAGGUCAGCCAACCUGAGUGCACGCUUACAAAAAAAGAAAUCCUUUUCAUUCUCACAAAAUUGUCUCAGAAUUUUUACACAAAAUGCGUGUCACAUAGGCUCCAACCAAAGUUGUUGUAGUCAUUCAACACUGAAUGUACAAACCACAUUUUUAAACUCCUACCACUCCUUAAGUGCUUGUGUGUGCGUGUGCUCCCAUUUGACCUCACGCACUUCAAGACGUGUACUACUGUGUGUUGAUGUGUGUGCGGCACCACUGUUGUUUAUUAAAACACGCGACCCUUGACCGUCAUUUUCUAUCACCUUCGGCUUUGAAUGGGAAAAGGCCAUUUUUGUGCUUCCACAUUUCUUUUUUCCCGCUUUCUCGAAAAAACAACGACAUCGCAUUGUAUAUAAUGAACAUGAUUGCUGUGAACGGUGUGUAUCAAACAUUAGGGGGCCGAGCUCUUACUGUCAAUGGGCUAUUGGAAUUCAUUCAGUGUCUUUUUUCCGAGUGUCGGAGUAAAGCGUCCAAAUAUUUGUGCGUGUGUGUUUGCACCGAAACACAUCAUAUAUGGAAUAAAAAUAAAAUGACAAUGAUGCAA
Molecule: messenger RNA, 7486 nt
Organism: Hippocampus zosterae (dwarf seahorse)
Lineage: Eukaryota; Metazoa; Chordata; Actinopteri; Syngnathiformes; Syngnathidae
Gene: kif1aa
Product: kinesin family member 1Aa
Exons: 49
Coding region: 56-5485 (1809 amino acids)
Biological process (GO): microtubule-based movement
Molecular function (GO): microtubule binding; microtubule motor activity; ATP binding
Source: RefSeq, a predicted model, not a curated record